AUGAUCAUCAUCCUAGCAGUGACGAAGACGAGACACGAAGAAACUUGGAUUGGUAUUGCAUCGGUCAUCUGGGCUUUACUCAUGUCCUUGUGGACCACGGCUGCGGAUCGCACAGUUCAGUGGGGCAAGACUGAGGAGGAGGAGAGAUUAACCGGCCGCCCGGAGACUCGACGCACCCUCAUCGAGUGGACAGAGGUGUUGUUGUCGAACAUUGCCCUGCUGCUCCUCACGCUUAUUGGCAUCCUGAUGACCUGCACCCUUGUUCUUCGAGCCCUUGAUGCAAAGGUGUCACCUCCUGGCGAACUUUAUUGGGUGGACGGCGACAAGUAUCAGAUCCACUUGUACUGCUAUGGCAACGAGACGGAUGCGAAAGGGACGAAACUACCGACCGUGCUCUUUGAGGGCGGCGAAGACCCGGUAGAGAACGGUCUGUGGCAAUUUGCCGAUAAUGCCAUCAAAAACGGAUCUUUCAGCAGGUACUGCUUCGCAGAUCGGCCUGGCAUGGCUUGGAGUGAUACAGCCCCCUCGCCGCUAUCAGCUGGACAGGCUGCGGAAGCUUUGAGCGAGGCUCUUGCUCGUGCAGGAGAACAGGGUCCAUGGGUUCUUGCGAGUGCUGGAAUUGGCUCAAUAUAUUCCCGCAUAUUUUCCUCUCGACACGGACGAGAUGUCGAGGCAAUCUUGAUGAUCGAUCCCUUACACGAAGAUCUUCUCAAGCGUAUUGGAGCUCCCGGUCGCGGCUUCAUGCUAUGGCUCCGCGGCAUUCUCUCUCCGCUUGGCCUUGAUCGUGUCCCUGGUGCUCUUUUCAAGGGCCGUAGCAGAGUGGACCGUAUCUGGGGCAAGUCAGCCUAUCAGACGGGCAAGCAAAUUUUCGCGAAGCUUCAGGAGAAUCUGGUUGCAGAGUCUCUCACGAAACGUGAUGUAACAUCCAGCCGGGCAAUCCAAUAUCCGGACACUCCUAUUGCGAUCAUCAGCUCCGGAAUCGAAAUUCGACGGGAUAGUGAGUGGGAGAAGAAGCAGAGGGACCUCACACAUCUCACACAGAAUCUGCAUGAUUGGGAUAUAGUUGACAAGGCUCCUCAUCAGGUCUGGAAGACGCUGGACGGUCGUGAGGUGAUUGAGAAGAGACUGAAGCAGUUAGUGUAUGGAAAAUAG
Molecule: messenger RNA, 1152 nt
Organism: Phaeoacremonium minimum UCRPA7
Lineage: Eukaryota; Fungi; Ascomycota; Sordariomycetes; Togniniales; Togniniaceae
Product: putative integral membrane protein
Exons: 2
Coding region: 1-1152 (383 amino acids)
Source: RefSeq, a predicted model, not a curated record